Messenger RNA from Nelumbo nucifera (sacred lotus), 949 nucleotides. RefSeq names its product myosin heavy chain-like protein. The record is from RefSeq and is a predicted model, not a curated record. Gene Ontology annotation, molecular function: cytoskeletal motor activity. Lineage: Eukaryota; Viridiplantae; Streptophyta; Magnoliopsida; Proteales; Nelumbonaceae. Gene Ontology annotation, cellular component: myosin complex.
CUUUCCUUUCCAAGGAGACGCGUCGUCAAAUUGCAACUCUUCUAUUCGGAGCUCUCUGGUACACGAUCCAUUUCAUCAAGCUUCCGAAAGCAGGAAGCAUGGAGCGAUUGAGAUCGCGAAGAAUCCAUAUCCAGUUUGAUGCCUCAGAAACCCUAGCUCCCCAAGACGAAAGACUUCGAUUGAAGCCUUCAGAGAACGUUACGGAAGAGCAAGAACCUUUUAUGGGUGUCAAAGUCCGAAGAAGAGCUUCGUUUCGCAGAGACUACAAAGGGGAUUAUCUAGACGUUCCUUCGCAACCUUACCUCAUGAAGAUCUUGGAGAAACAAGGUGAUAACCAAGUGGUCUUUGCUGAUAGGGUUUUGAAGUUCACUGGAUCAGGGAAGAUGAGACGGCGUAUUUUGUUGAUUACCGACUUUGCCAUUUACAUUGUUGACCCAGAAACUGGCUCACUUAAGCGGCGUAUAGCACUUGCAGCUGUUGAAAAGCUUUGUUUGAGUGAAUUAAACGAUAACUUCUUUGCCAUUAUCAUCCCAAGCGAGUAUGAUUGUCUCAUGGCCAGUACAAGGAAAACAGAGAUUGUAACAAUGUUAGUUGAAGUUACCAAGAGCACAUCAGAGUAUGAACUGGAGGUGGCUUUCUCCAAUAGAUUUGAAUACAAUACUUCUUCUGUACUGGUCAAGGAAGUUCAAUUUGAGGAAGUUGAAGAAGGUGUGAAAACGAGGAUUGUGCGGAAGUAAAUGGCUAUUUUCCUUGUAACAUUACAUACUGAGAUUGAAUGGAAUUGUAGGGUGGAUUGGUUUUGUUCCUUGUAAAGGUAAUUGAUUCUCUGUGUAUUGUGCACGGCUUCUAUUGUCAUCAUCAUAGAAUAAUGUAUUUUAUUCUCUCUCAAAUAUAUUUUUCUUUUCAUGUAUUUGCAAGUUUUGCAACUUAAGUAUCAGUUUCAGAUCAA